AUGAAGUUCUUCGUGAGGGGUUCUCCCGUUAUGGCACCAUCGAGGAAGCUGCAGAAGGUCGUUGUCAAGGACCGCGACACCAACCGCAGCCGUGGCUUCGGCUUCGUGCGUUUCACCAGCGAGCCCGAAGCAGAUGCUGCCAUGGGCGCCAUGAACAACCAAGAAUUUGACGGUCGUAUUAUCCGCGUGGACAAAGCUUCUGAACGGCCUAAUCCCCGCAACGGCGGCGGCGGUUUCCAAGGUCGCGGAGGUUACAACAGCCCUGCCGAUGGACAAGCUUACCGCGGUGGUGGUUCCGGUGAGUUAUCUCCAGGCUGGCGCAACCAAUCCGGCCCUUGA
Messenger RNA from Aspergillus mulundensis, 339 nucleotides. Its product is annotated as RNA recognition motif domain-containing protein. Lineage: Eukaryota; Fungi; Ascomycota; Eurotiomycetes; Eurotiales; Aspergillaceae. The record is from RefSeq and is a predicted model, not a curated record. Bases 1 to 339 code for a protein of 112 amino acids. The transcript is spliced from 4 exons. Gene Ontology annotation, molecular function: RNA binding.